UAAGCUAGCACAGUCAAGAGUUUAUUUUGUCACAGCAUCCAUGAAGUUCCCUCCCCCAAAACCGUCUGAAAAUCUAGAUACAUUCUCAACAGAAGAAAACAAUGAGCAUUUAAAACCAACUUCCAAAGGCAGUGGGAGCACCUUAUUAACAUCGAAAAAGAAAAGCUUCCAGAGACGUUUCCUUCUAGAAAGAUCUUAACAGUCUAGUGAGAAGACAACAAGCAGUAUGGUGUAAUGGAACCAGCCUGCUCCGGAGUAUCCAUAUAACGUCGUCGUGAGAAAACAUCGCUAAAAUAUUCAGCUUUGCCUCAAAGUGUGCAACUCUAAUCAAAGCCUCCUGAGCACAUAACGCAGCUCUUCUGACAGAAAGGCGCUACCACUACGCUCUCUCAACAGCAGGGCCUCAAACAAUGGCCCUACCUAAUCUUCUAACAAAGGAAAAGGUGACGGCACUCAACGCCCUUCGUCUCCAGCCCUCUCCCGAAACACACCGAGAGCUGAACUCUCCCCACACGGCCGCCGAGCGGUGCGGUGCGGGCCGGACCAGGCCAGGUCAGCGGGGCGGGUGGGGCUUUCCCCGCCCCUUCCCUCGGGGUCUACUUAAGGAGAAGAGCGGCCGUCGAAAAGAGCUGCCUCUUUCACACCCCUCCCUUUCCCCCUAAGGAAGAAGAAAAAAAAAAAAAAAAAAGCGGGGUUCUUCAGUGUCUGUUUUCCCAACGCUCCUAUUGUUUUAAAGGCCUCGUUUGUUUUUAAGUGUGUAGGCGCUGUCACAGCUCCGGGGAACGAUGUCUGCAAAUGCGGAAGCCCAGUGUGGAAGUGUGUCAGAGGAUAAUACCCAUCUGUCAACAACCUGCCAAGGAUAUGUUUUACCAGAAGGGAAAAUCAUGCCAAAUACAGUCUUUGUUGGUGGAAUUGAUAUAAGGAUGAAUGAAGCAGAAAUUCGGAGUUACUUUGAACAAUAUGGUACUGUGAAGGAAGUGAAAAUUAUCACCGACAGAACUGGUGUUUCUAAAGGGUAUGGAUUUGUUUCAUUCCUGGACAAUGUGGAUGUUCAAAAAAUAGUAGAAUCACAGAUCAGUGUCCAUGGUAAAAGGCUGAAACUGGGACCAGCAAUUAGAAAACAACAAAACUUGUGUUCUUAUGUGCAGCCUAGACCAUUAGCUUUCAAUCCCCCUGCACCACAAUUCCAUAGUGUAUGGAGUAAUCAAAACACAGAGACCUACGUGCAGCCUCAAGCUGUGGUGAGCCCACUAACUCAGUAUGUACAGACGUAUGCAUACAGUUCACCAGCGUUAUUGAUACAGCAGCAAGUUCCUGUAGGAUAUCAGCCAGCAUACAACUAUCAGGCUCCACCACAAUGGAUUCCUGGGGAGCAAAGAAACUAUGUUAUGCCUCCGGUUUAUACUUCAGUAAACUAUCACUACAGUGAGGAUCCAGAGUUUAUACAGACAGAAUGUGCUGCUCCAGAGCCCACACAGUCGUCUGGUAAUAGUCCACAAAAAAAGUCUGUGGAUAGGAGCAUACAAACAGUAGUAUCUUGUCUGUUUAAUCCUGAAAACCGCCUGAAGAACACCUUUGUAUCACAAGAAGACUACUUCAGGGAGAGGAGGGCGCAUCACUUCAGAAAAGGAAGAGCAGUGCUCAAAAGUGUUUGAUCAACAAAGACUUUGAAGUACAUAAAUGUAUUACUUUGAUGUUCUUACAGUUCAGUUUAGUAAGAUGUGUAGUAAAAAGUGUAACCUUUUUUCAGAAAGUUGCUUCGAGUUGAAGUUUGUGUUCCUGUUUUACCUGUUCCAAAAUAGCUAUUUUUGCUUGAGAAGUUUGAAGUUGUAAAGAGUUGAAAUACUUCCAGGUUUUAUUACUAGCUUGCAUGCUUUUCCCACUAACUAACUGAAAUGCUAAUCUUAAAGAACUUAUAUGGGGAAGGGGAAAAGAAAAACACUCUUGGUUUGUUUGGUACAUGUGGAUUUUCUUCUGAGCUUUAAGGUACAGUUUGUUGCAUGUUAAAAUUUAAUUCUUAUUAAACCACAAUUUUAAGUUACUAAUGUCAACCAGUUACCUCUUGCAGUUCAAAAGUUGAAGCAGUUCCUUGUCCAAGAUGGAGUAUUUUAAAACUGAGCUCUUAAUCAGUGGAACAGAAGACGUCAAGGUGUAACUCAACUGAAGCCCUUUUAAGUCCUGGUUCUCUUUAGACUACAUAAUCAAUGUCUUUGUUUGCUAAUGACAAUUUAUCUGCGUGAAUCCUAGAAUUCCUGUAUGUAACUUAAGAUGCAAGAAUGUAAUUAGUUACAUUGGCUGCUCAGUGGAGUAUGAUUUUUUUUUACUGGAUUAAUUUUAGCAAUACCUGUAUCUUAAAAUUGUGAGAAAAUACUGCAUUUAAAAUAUGCCUAACUUUGUGAUGCAAAGUGUUAAUCAAAGAAUACAUGUAAGCAUAUUUUAAUAAUAAUUAUGUAGAUUUUAGUCAUGUAUUUUGAAACAAUAAAUUUUUUUA
Messenger RNA from Phasianus colchicus (ring-necked pheasant), 2491 nucleotides. RefSeq names its product deleted in azoospermia like (gene DAZL). NCBI's taxonomy places the organism in Eukaryota, Metazoa, Chordata, Aves, Galliformes, Phasianidae. Gene Ontology annotation, molecular function: mRNA 3'-UTR binding; protein binding; translation activator activity. The record is from RefSeq and is a predicted model, not a curated record. Gene Ontology annotation, cellular component: cytoplasm. Gene Ontology annotation, biological process: positive regulation of translational initiation; 3'-UTR-mediated mRNA stabilization.